Hypomesus transpacificus is the source of this 7610-nucleotide messenger RNA. RefSeq names its product unconventional myosin-VIIa-like. Bases 92 to 6622 code for a protein of 2176 amino acids. Gene Ontology annotation, cellular component: cytoskeleton; myosin complex. The transcript has 48 exons. Gene Ontology annotation, molecular function: protein binding; ATP binding; cytoskeletal motor activity. The record is from RefSeq and is a predicted model, not a curated record. Lineage: Eukaryota; Metazoa; Chordata; Actinopteri; Osmeriformes; Osmeridae.
CGAGCCACGAGGAAGCAGAGGGAGAACCCGGGUCCUGAGGGGUCCUCGUAUGGAGUUAUCUGAUGUCCUGUGCUCACCCUGAAGUUGAACCAUGGUCAUUCUGCAACAGGGAGACUAUGUCUGGUUGGACCUCAAAACGGGACAGGAGUUUGACGUUCCCGUGGGAGCGGUGGUCAAGCUAUGCGACUCGGGACAGAUCCAGGUGCUGGACGACGAGGGCAGGGAACACUGGAUCUCCCCCCAGAACGCCACCCACAUCAAGCCCAUGCACCCCACUUCCAUCCAGGGGGUGGAGGACAUGAUCCGCCUGGGAGAUCUCAACGAGGCCGGCAUCCUCCGGAACCUUCUCAUACGCUACAACGAGCGGGUCAUCUAUACGUACACAGGGUCAAUCCUGGUGGCAGUGAACCCCUACCAGUUGCUGCCCAUCUACACCCCGGAUCACAUCCGCCUGUACACCAACAAGAAGAUAGGAGAGAUGCCUCCCCACAUCUUCGCUAUAGCAGACAACUGCUACUUCAACAUGCAGAGGAACAACAAGGACCAGUGCUGCAUCAUCAGCGGUGAGUCAGGAGCUGGGAAGACUGAAAGCACCAAGCUGAUCCUCCAGUUCUUGGCUGCUAUCAGCGGGCAGCACUCCUGGAUAGAACAACAGGUGCUGGAAGCCAACCCCAUCCUGGAAGCGUUCGGCAACGCCAAAACCAUCCGGAACGACAACUCCAGCCGUUUCGGCAAAUACAUCGACAUCCACUUCAACAAGAGAGGAGCCAUCGAAGGGGCCAAGGUGGAGCAGUACUUGCUGGAGAAGUCCAGAGUCUGCCGACAGGCGGCUGAUGAGAGGAACUACCACAUCUUCUACUGCAUGCUGAGAGGAAUGGCCCCAGAGCUGAAGACCAAGCUGGGUCUGGGCCUCGCCACCGACUACUCUUACCUCACCAUGGGUAACUGCACGGUGUGCGACACUCGUGACGACCUGAAAGAGUACUCCAGCAUCCUGUCGGCCAUGAAGGUCCUCAUGUUCUCUGAAACGGAGAACUGGGAGAUCAGCAAGCUGCUGGCGGCCAUAUUGCACAUGGGCAACAUGCGCUAUGAAGCUCGUACCUAUGACAACCUGGAUGCCUGUGUGGUGGUGAGGUCACCUGACCUGUCUACUGCCGCUUCCUUGAUGGAGGUGAACCCCAAGGAUGUGAUGACCUGUCUGACCUCUCGCACCCUCAUCACCCGAGGAGAGAGCGUCUCCACUCCCCUCAGCAUGGUCCAGGGCCUGGACGUGAGGGACGCCUUCGUCAAGGGGAUCUAUGGAAGGCUGUUUGUGUGGAUCGUGGAGAAGAUCAACGCUGCCAUCUUCAGACCUCCGUCCUGUGAGAGCCAGCUCAUACGGAGGUCCAUAGGCUUGCUGGAUAUCUUCGGGUUUGAGAACUUCAACAUUAACAGUUUUGAGCAGCUGUGCAUCAACUUCGCCAACGAGAACCUGCAGCAGUUCUUCGUGCGUCACGUGUUCAAGCUGGAGCAGGAGGAGUAUAACCUGGAGCACAUCAACUGGCAGCACAUCGAGUUCACCGACAACCAGGACGCCCUGGAUAUGAUCGCCAACAAGCCCAUGAACAUCAUCUCCCUCAUCGACGAGGAGAGCAAGUUCCCUAAGGGAACCGAUGCCACCAUGUUGAACAAACUCAACUCUCAGCACAAGCUCAACAUCAACUACAUCCCUCCAAAGAACAGCUAUCAGACUCAGUUUGGCAUCCAGCACUUUGCUGGGGUGGUGCAUUACGAGACCAGAGGCUUCCUUGAAAAGAACAGGGACAGCCUCCACACUGACAUCAUCCAGCUGGUCCACUCGUCCAAAAACAAGUUCAUCAAACAGAUCUUCCAGGCGGACGUUGCCAUGGGUGCUGAGACCAGGAAGCGCUCUCCCACCCUGAGCAGCCAGUUCAAACGCUCCCUGGAGCUGCUGAUGAGGACGCUGGGGGCGUGUCAGCCCUUCUUCGUCCGAUGCAUCAAGCCCAACGAGCUCAAGAAACCUCUGCUCUUUGACAGGGGUCUGUGUGUGCGGCAGCUACGAUACUCUGGGAUGAUGGAGACCAUUCGUAUCCGCCGAGCCGGCUAUCCCAUACGCUACACCUUCGCUGAGUUUGUAGACCGCUACAGAGUCCUAAUGCCCGGCCUCAAACCCGCCUAUAAACAGGAGGACCUUAGGGGGACCUGCCAACGGAUCAUGGAGGCGGUCCUCGGACGAGAGGACGAUUGGCAAAUUGGGAAGACGAAGACCUUCCUCAAGGAUCACCACGACAUGCAGCUGGAGAUCCAGAGGGACAAGGUCAUCACUGACAAGGUCAUCCUCAUCCAGAAGGCCGUACGGGGAGUCAAGGACAGAGCUAACUUCCUGAGGGUCCGGAGGGCAGUCACCCUGAUUCAAAAGAUCUGGAGGGGUUAUCAGUGCAGGAAGAACUACAGCGCCAUGCGGGUGGGUUUCCUGCGUCUCCAAGCCCUCUAUAGGUCGAGGAAGCUCCUCCUGAGCUACCGAUUGGCCAGGCACCGCGUCACUCACCUCCAGGCCCGCUGCCGUGGUUUCCUGGUGCGGCAGGCCUUCUGGAGGCGUCUGCGCGCCGUGCUCACCAUCCAGGCGUUCUCCCGGGGCAUGAUCGCACGUAGGCUCUGCCACAGGCUGAAGGAGGAGCACCGUCGCAGGCUGGAGGCAGAGCGGCAACGCCUGGCGGAGGAGGAGGGUCUGAGGAACCAGAUGACGGCGCGGCGGGCCAAGCUAGAGGCGGAGAGGAACCACCAGGAGCGUCUGGCCCAGCUGGCCCUGCGGGAGGAGGAGCGGGAGAGGGAGGCGCGGGAGGAGGCGAGGCGCAAGAAGGAGCUGGUGGAGCAGGUGGAGAGGGAGAGGCUGCAGCCGGUGGAUCACUGCGACAUGGUGGACAAGAUGUUCGGCUUCCUGGGGAACAGCAGCGCGCUGCCCAAUCAGGAAGGGCAGGGGCCGUCCGGCUUCGAGGACCUGGAGAAUGCCCCCCAGGGCGACGACGUGGAGGAGGAGCCUGAGGCCCCGCCUCUUCCUGACGACGAGGGGGAGGACCUAUCAGAGUACAAGUUCUCCAAGUUCGCCGCCACCUACUUCCAGAGCACCGCCACGUACACCUACGCACGCCGGCCGCUCAAACAACCGCUGCUCUUCCACGAGGAUGAGGGGGACCAGCUGGCUGCGUUGGCGGUGUGGAUCACGGUGCUGAGGUUCAUGGGAGAUCUUCCCGAGCCCAAGUACCAGCUGGCCAUCAGCGACGGCAGCGACAAGAUCCCCGUCAUGACCAAGAUCUACGAGACGCUGGGGAAGAGGACCUACAAGAGAGAGCUGCAGGAGCUGCAAGUGGAGGCAGAGGUGAGGGAGCUGCAAAAGAAGAACAGCGUGAGACACAAGCUGAUCUCACUCACCCUCAAAAGGAAAUCCAAGAUUACAGAAGAGGUGGCCAGACGAUUGACUGACGGCGAUUACAGCCUACAGGGAAACAGCAUGCUGGAAGACCGGCCCACCUCCAACCUGGAGAAACUCCACUUCAUCAUCGGCAACGGCAUCCUCAGACCAGCUCUCAGGGAUGAGAUCUACUGUCAGAUCUGUAAGCAGCUGAGCCAGAACCCGUCGAAGAGCAGCCAUGCCCGGGGCUGGAUCCUGCUGUCUCUCUGCGUGGGCUGCUUCGCACCGUCCGAGAAGUUUGUCAAAUACUUGCGGACAUUCAUGAUCGGAGGCCCCCCUGGCUACGCUCCGUACUGCGAGGAGAGACUGAGGAGGACGUUUGUGAACCGGACCAGGGCUCAGCCUCCCUCCUGGCUGGAGCUGCAGGCCACCAAGUCUAAGAAGCCCAUCAUGUUGCCGGUCACCUUCAUGGACGGCACCACCAAGACCCUGCUGACCGACUCUGCCACCACGGCCAGCGAGCUGUGCAACGCCCUAGCCGACAAGAUCAACCUCAGGGACCGCUUUGGCUUCUCCCUCUACAUCGCUCUGUUUGACAAGGUGUCGUCUCUGGGCAGUGGCAGUGACCACGUGAUGGACGCCGUGUCCCAGUGUGAGCAGUACGCCAAGGAGCAGGGUGCCCAGGAGAGGAACGCCCCCUGGCGCCUGUUCUUCAGGAAGGAGAUCUUCACGCCCUGGCACGACCCCAGUCAGGAUGCCGUGGCAACCAACCUCAUCUACCAGCAGACCGUCCGAGGGGUCAAGUUCGGGGAGUAUCGCUGUGAGAGGGAGGAGGACCUAGCAGAGCUGGCCUCUCGGCAGUACUACAUCGACUACGGCUCGGAGAUCCUUCUGGACCGCGUCCUCAGCCUCGUCCCUUCCUACAUCCCCGACCGCGAGGUCACCUCCGCCAAGACCGCAGACAAGUGGGCUCAGCUCGUCAUCGCCGCCCACAAGAAGGGAGUUCACACCCAGAAGAGGCUGGGCCGUCAGAAAGUGAAGGAGGAUGUGGUGGACUUUGCUCGCUUCAAGUGGCCUCUGCUCUUUUCCCGCUUCUACGAGGCCUUCAAAUUCUCAGGGCCCAGUCUACCGAAGAACGACGUCAUCGUGGCCGUGAACUGGACCGGAGUUUACUUUGUGGAUGAGCAGGAACAGGUCCUUCUGGAACUCUCUUUCCCAGAGAUCACUGCGGUGUCUAGCAGCAGAGGAGGUAAACUUCAGGGCCAGAGUUUCACGCUGGCCACCAUCAAAGGAGAUGAGUACACGUUCACCUCCAACAACGCAGAGGACAUCCGUGACCUGGUGGUGACCUUUCUGGAAGGCCUCAGGAAGAGGUCAAAGUUCGUGGUGGCUCUGAUCGACUGCACCAACCCCGCUGGGGAGGACCCAACGUUCCUGGGGUUCUCCAAGGGGGAUCUGAUCGUGCUGGACCAGCACUCGGGGGAGCACGUGAUGACCUCCGGCUGGGCCCACGGGGUCAACGACAGGACCAAGCGCAGAGGAGACUUCCCCGCUGAGUGUGUUUACAUCCUGCCCACCAUCACCAGGCCACAGUACGACAUCGUGGCCCUGGUUACCAUGACUCCAGACCAGAGGAAGGAGUCCAUCAGUCUGUCUCAGCUGGCUCUGGCAGAGAGUGAGGACAAGAUCAAACCUUACACCUUAGAGGAGUUCUCCUACGACCACUUCAGACCCCCUCCUAAGUCUACUCUCAGCAGGGUGAUGAUCUCUAAGAGCAGGGGGAAGGAGCGUCUGUGGUGCUGCACCCGCGAGCCCCUCAAACAGCCCCUGCUGAAGAAGGUCGUCGCUCACGACGAGCUCUCCCAGGAAGGCUGCCUGGCCUUCAUCGCUCUCAUGAGGUACAUGGGUGACUACCCCUCCAAGAGAGCCCGCUCGGUCAACGAGCUGACCGACCAGAUCUUCGAGGGGGCGCUGAAGGCCGAGCCGCUGAAGGAUGAGAUCUUCUGUCAGAUCCUGAAGCAGCUCACAGAGAACCACAUCAAGUUUAGUGAGGACAAGGGCUGGGAGCUCCUGUGGUUGUGUACAGGUCUGUUUCCUCCCAGCAACGUGCUGCUCCCUCAUGUCCAGAAGUUUCUCCAGUCUAAGAAGCACAACCCUCUUGCUCCUGACUGCAUGCAGAGACUACAGAAAGCCUUACGUAACGGAUCCAGGAAGUACCCUCCCCACCUGGUGGAGGUGGAAGCCAUCCAGCAUAAGACCACACAGAUCUUCCACAAAGUCUACUUCCCCGACGACACGGACGAGGCGUUUGAAGUGGAGUCCAGCACCAAAGCCAAAGACUUCUGUCUCAACAUCUCUGGUCGGCUUCUCCUCAAGUCUCCCGAAGGCUUCAGCCUGUUUGUCAAGAUCACGGACAAGGUCAUCAGUGUCCCAGAUGGGGAUUUCUUCUUCGACUUCGUGAGGCAUUUGACUGACUGGAUCAAAAAAGCCAAACCUGCAAAGGAUGGUGUAGUGCCUUCGUUGACCUAUCAGGUGUUCUUCAUGAAGAAGUUAUGGACCAAUACCGUCCCAGGAAAGGACUCCAUGGCUGACAGCAUCUUCCACUAUUACCAAGAGCUGCCAAAGCAUCUCCGUGGUUACCACAGGUGCACUCGUGAGGAGGUGUUCCAGAUGGCUGCUCUGAUCUACAGGGUGAAGUUCGAGGAGGACAAGUCUCAGUUCCCAAACAUCCCCAAGAUGCUGAAGGAGCUCGUCCCUCAGGACCAGAUAAGACACCUGUCGCCCGACGACUGGAAAAGGUCCAUAGUGGCGUUUUUUAACAAGCAGUCAGGGAAGACACGUGAGGAGGCCAAGCUCUCCUUCCUGAAGAUGGUCUUCCGGUGGCAGACUUUCGGAUCUGCCUUCUUUGAAGUCAAGCAAACCACAGACCCCAACUACCCUGAGAUUCUGUUGAUAGCGAUCAACAAACAUGGGGUCAGUCUGAUUGACCCCAGGUCUAAGGACAUCUUGACGACUCACUCCUUCACCAAGAUCUCCAACUGGAGCAGUGGCAACACCUACUUCCACAUCACCAUCGGCAACCUAGUCCGCGGCAGCAAGCUGCUCUGCGAAACCUCCCUGGGAUACAAGAUGGAUGACCUUCUUACGUCCUAUAUCAGUCAAAUGCUAACAACUAUGACCAAACAACGCGGUACCCGUGGCAGCAUCAAGUAAUGUAAACAAUCACGUAUCCAUUCCCUUGUCUGAAAGUAGCCCUUGAUGGCUCAAAUCACAGCACCCACACAAACACACAGCUUGACUGAAGGGAGUGUCCCCUGAAGAGCUAAAUCAGCUCUCCUUGAACUACUUUUGAGAUGUUUAGUUUACUAGAGCCUUCCUUGAAGUACUGUUAUCAAUGUGUGUAAAAUGAUUCUAGCAGGGUUAAAUGGUUAGGUUAGGAGUCUAACUUGAAGAGAAUAAUGAAGACUUUUAAUUGGAUUGACAUCUUGAACAUGACAUUAAUGCCAAGUCAUGCCUGUCUUAAAUUCACAGAUUGCCUUCUCUUGAACUACCCAUACUCAAUGCACUAAAUUACGAUUUGUAAUAUGGCAACUAAUCAGGUGUUGGGGGUAAAUUCCUGUAGAACCGAGUUAUGCAAAUUGGAAAAACAUUUUAAAAGUAUAUAGCACCUUUCAGGUUACUUCCAUUAAUAUUUUACAGUAUUGUAAAUGUUUAAGUAUGUUGCGUUUCACGAAGACUGUUCUUUGGCUGAAAGUGUAACCGUCUGUUUGUAGUAUCGGCAUGGCAAUAAAAAAAAAAAAAUACACAUAGAUCCAAAGGUUUGUCUGAAAUAGUUUGUGGGUCUAUACCUCACUUUCCAUAGCACCUGACUUUUCCUUCACUGUUUUUAAUGUAUGCACACAGAUCACAUCUUCAGAUUAGACACCUAAAACAUCUAUGCAUCCUCAAUCUGUGUUAGGAAGAAUGGAGUCAAUUACUGUAGAUUGUUGUAAUUUUGCAAACUGUGGUUAGCCGAAUUCUAGUCAGUCAUCCAUUGAUGGAACAAGUAUUGAAGAACCAAUCAUUAAACCAUGUUUAUUAUGUAAAUAUGACCACCCAGGCUAUAGCACAUGAGUGUUCUGAAUGAUCUGUGUAUGUAAUCCUAGCAUCUCUUUGGAUGUGGCAUAGAUUAUGUUUAGGUAAUGCCACAUUCAAUGUUUUG